UUGGCGUUCAGCCUUUACGUUUCUCCAAGCUUGCAAAUUCUCGGCGGUGACGAUGCAUUGUAUCCGCAUCCUUAUCAGGCGGCACUUUUUGUUCAAAAAAGUGGAACGAUUCUUCUUGACUAUUUUUGUGGCGGAGCCAUCAUCACUAAACGUUACGUUAUAACAGCCGCGAACUGUNUUGCUUUACUCGACAGUUGGCAGUAUCAGUCUAUACAUGUCGGCGUUGGAAGCGUUCUUCUCAACGAAACUACCAAGUAUCGAGUGGACGCUCUUAUACCACACGCUGGUUAUGAUGCUGAAGGAAAUUACUAUGGCAUUAAUGACAUUGCAUUAGUUCGUGUAUUAAGAGACAUCGUGUUUAACGAGAACGUCCAGCCAAUUAAAUUACCAGAUAGUGACAGAAAUUAUGAUAAUUAUCCUUUCAUUGUAACUGGCUGGGGAAAAAAGGAGGCGAGUUUAUUAGUACCGCAUUCUAACACUUUGCAAGAGCUUGUAGUAAAGGGAUACGCUUUUAUAUAUCCGGAGUGGUAUAAAAAGUAUUUACUGUUGCUUGAUUCAGAAGUGAACGAAGGAAUGUGUCAUUUUGAUAAUGGAAAUCCGGUUGUUACUGAUGGCGUUCUGAUUGGCGUCGUAGCUGAGAGUUUUUUGAAUUGCGUGUCUAUGAAGAGUUCGUUGUAUACUUCGAGUUCGAAAGUAUUUUAUUACAAAUCGUGGAUUGAAUUUCACGUAGGAUCUAUCUAGAUGCAUUUGAAGUAGUUGACAAAUGAAAAAUAUAUAUAUUAUAUGUGAUAAUUAUAUUUAUGUUUACACAUCCAAAUCUAAAAAUAAACAACUUCUAAACAACUAUUAUAAGUAAAAGACUUUCAAGAAGUAAUCACC
This is a messenger RNA of Pseudomyrmex gracilis, 879 nucleotides long. Its product is annotated as chymotrypsin-2-like. The record is from RefSeq and is a predicted model, not a curated record. Gene Ontology annotation, molecular function: serine-type endopeptidase activity. NCBI's taxonomy places the organism in Eukaryota, Metazoa, Arthropoda, Insecta, Hymenoptera, Formicidae. Gene Ontology annotation, biological process: proteolysis. The transcript has 5 exons. The annotation marks the transcript as partial.